This is a messenger RNA of Nerophis lumbriciformis (worm pipefish), 3689 nucleotides long. RefSeq names its product MKKS centrosomal shuttling protein (gene mkks). The record is from RefSeq and is a predicted model, not a curated record. Gene Ontology annotation, molecular function: ATP binding. Gene Ontology annotation, cellular component: cytoplasm; nucleus; kinociliary basal body. Lineage: Eukaryota; Metazoa; Chordata; Actinopteri; Syngnathiformes; Syngnathidae. Gene Ontology annotation, biological process: cilium assembly; chaperone-mediated protein complex assembly; intracellular transport.
UUUCGGUGAUAAAGCAGUAGUCACUGAAGUAUUAUUGUAUAUGUAUAAAUAAUACACUGGGUAGUUAUGACUGGAACAUGUUCUAUUUCAACCCGGUUGUUUACAUAGCCGGCAUAACAGUAGUGGUGUUACAUCACAAAAGGUCCGUCGUGCAUCUGGCGCGUCAUAUCCGUUCUCAGCACGUUACAGUCACCUUCAUGCCCAACAAGUUUUUCCACUAAUAUGUAAAUCGAAUUAAACUUAGAAGCGAUUUCAAUGAGACAUUUCGGGAAGAGUGAUGUCUCGACUGGCCAAGAAAUCACAAGCUGUUUGCACGGACCUGCCCUUGGACACGAGUGACAUCUUGGACAAAGUUAAUCUUCUGGGUCAGCUUUUUAGAUCUUGUUUUGGUCCUUCGGGGAGACUAAAACACAUCCACAACAACAUCGGAGGGCAAGUUGUGACCACGUCAACGUCAUCACUUCUACUUUCAUCCAUUUCCUCAUCACAACCGCUCCUAAAUCUCAUUUUAGCCUCCGUUCGCAAUCACGUCUGUCGUUUCAGUGACUGCGGCUUGUUCGCAGCCAUAGUUUGUGUUGCUCUUAUUGAGGGAGUCAAACAGCUUGACCUUAAAGGAAAGGUGACCACCGGUGUGUACAAACACCUGUUGGGUCUGUGCAUUAGUUACCUCCAACAAGAAGACUGCGGCUGUAAAGUGAGGCUCGAUUUUUGCAGCAGCGAUGACUUGAUCACGUUGGCUCGCAGUGUUCUCUGCAGCAAACCCGCCUGUAGACUAACAGAGCAUGAAGCCCUUCACAUCAGCAGGUUAGCAGUGCAAGCAUUUUUACUCACAGUACCUUCCCACAGCAAUGGCGUAGUAACUCUAGGCACGACCCUGAUUGUGUCCAUUGAUGGCCUUCCUGUGAUGGACUCUGCAGUGUUUCCAGGCAUAUUAGUAGACAUGCCGAAUGACUAUGAGUACUCAGAAAUGAGGACUCCCCCUGCUAUUCCCAUGCGAAUGGUAUUGUUCAGUACAUCCCUCGCUGGAGAUCUUUCCGAAGUAGGAGAUGGAACAAUUGAGGUGCACCGCGGUGCAGACAUGGACUCUGACAUCCUGAAUCAGCUCCUUGGGAUUGGCAAACGGGCAAUGGAAGAUGGUGUUAAGAUAUUCAUGUGCCAGAAGGUUAUCCACCCGGUCUUGCAGCAAUACCUAAGGAGUCUCGGCAUCAUAGUCAUAGAGCGAGUGGGGAUUAAUCUCAUGCAGCCUCUUACGCAACUCACAGGGUCCCAACCAGUGGCAACGUUGCACACGAUAAUCCCUCCUCAAGCCUAUGGAAAGGUGGCGAUUACCACUUCUAGACAGUUUGGAUCCAAGACAAUGCUGCAUUUAUAUCCGUCGGAGGAGUCGGUGAUCUGCUCCACAGUCCUCUGUCACAGGAACGAGACCAUGUUAAAUGAAUUGAAGGUGGCGUGCCAGAAGACGGAGCAUGUUUUGCGUCUCGCCCUGAAGGAACCGUUUGCUUUGCUCGGAGGUGGGUGCACAGAGACCCACUUAGCUGCGUACAUCAGACAACAGUGUGACGCAGCUGGAAGUGCAUCAAUGCUCGGCUGCUCAAAGGCAGAAUACCUGCUUGGAGUGGAGGCGUUCUGCAGCGCUCUCGAUUCGGCGGCUGCAUCGCUACAGCACGACAGUGAGAGUUCUCUCAUUGAUCUGACUUGCGCUCACCAUUGGACUCUCCCAGAGGACGCCGAGGCUUGCUUCAACAGCUGUGGCUGCGGACUGAUGAAAAGUGACCAAAGUCCAAUGUGGAGCCACUUGAACACUAAAUACCCAGUGUUCUCCCCGGGGUCACUGUCUGGAGGCGAUAAGGUGAAGCCACGCGUGUUCGACUCUUUCACAGCAAAGCUCAACGCUUUACAAGUUGCGGUAGAAACCGCAAAUGUUGUCCUCGAUGUGCGAUAUAUAAUACAAGAUAAGAACUAACUCAAAAGGGCAAGAGCGGUUUGCGACAAGCAUAUUGUGGUGAUGUUAUGAGUUUUUUGACAUUUAAAACAGUUCAUUGUGGUCUACAUCAGUGGUCCCCAACCUUUUUUUAGCUGUGGACCGGUCAACGCUUGAAAAUUUGUCCCGCGGACCUGGGGGGGAUUUAUUUUUUAUUUUUUUUAUAAUAAUAAAGAAAUACAAUCAUGUGUGCUUAAGGACUGUAUCCCUGCAGACUGUAUUGAUAUACAUUGAUAUCUAGUGUAUAUAUUCUGUUUUUAUGUAGAUUUGAUUAAAAAAUUAAAAAUAAAAAUACAUUUCUUUUUUCUUGUGCGGCCCGGUAUGGACCGGUACCAGGCCGCGGCCCGGUGGUUGGGGACCACUGGUCUACAUAACAUGCAAUGGUGGUGCUUUAGUCCAAAUGUUGCAUAGAUUAUGGUUUACAGACCAUUUUCAAGGCGCUUUACAAGUUGCGGUAGAAACCGCAAAUGUUGUCCUCGAUGUGCGAUAUAUAAUACAAGAUAAGAACUAACUCAAAAGUGCAAGAGCGGUUUGCGACAAGCAUAUUGUGGUGAUAUUAUGAGUUUUUUGACAUUUAAAACAGUUCAUUGUGGUCUACAUAAUAUGCAGUGAAGUGUGAAGUGAAUUACAUUUAUAUAGCGCUUUUUCUCAAGCAACUCAAAGCGCUUUACAUUGUGAAACCCAAUAUCUAAGUUACAUUUAAACCAGUGUGGGUGGCACUGGGAGCAGGUGGGUAAAGUGUCUUGCCCAAGGACACAACGGCAGUGACUAGGAUGGCGGAAGCGGGCCGCUCUACCAACCGAGCUAUACCGCCCCGAUGCAAUGGUGGUGCUUUAGUCCAAAUGUUGCAUAGAUUAUGGUUUACAGACCAUUUUCUAGGCGCUUUCUGAUGCGUCAUUUUGUGGGUGGUCUUAUUUACGUGGGGGGGCCCUUCUCAAAGCCAAACCCACUUGGAUUGCGUCUCCAUCACGUCAGCCAUGUUGUAUUUUUUUGUCGCUUUCAUAAUCAAGUCUACUGACAGAACUACCGUAUUUUUCGGAGUAUAAGUCGCACCGGAGGAUAAGUCGCACCGGCCGAAAAUGCAUAAUAAAGAAGGGAAAAAAACCAUAUAUAAGUCGCACUGGAGUGAGUAUAAGUCGCAUUUUUUGGGGAAAUUGAUUUGAUAAAACCCAACACCAAGAAUAGACAUUUGAAAGGCAAUUUAAAAUAAAUAAAGAAUAGUGAACAACAGGCUGAAUAAGUUUACGUUAUAUGAUGCAUAAAUAACCAACUGAGAACGUGCCUGGAAUGUUAACAUAACAUAUUAUGGUAAGAGUCAUUCAAAUAACUAUAACAUAUAGAACAUGCUAUACGUUUACCAAACAAUCUGUCACUCCUAAUCGCUAAAUCCCAUGAAAUCUUAUACGUCUAGUCUCUUACGUGAAUGAGAUAAAUAAUAUUAUUUGAUAUUUUACGGUAAUGUGUUAAUAAUUUCACACAGUCGCUCCUGAGUAUAAGUCGCACCCCCGGCCAAACUAUGAAAAAAAUGCGACUUAUAGUCCGAAAAAUAUGGUAAGUUAGAACUAUAUGCUACUUUUUAUUUGAAAUGUCGACGGCGGAGCAUUAUAGCAUUGAUGGGCAUGUAUGAGCCAGUCUGCCCCACAACAAGAGGAUAGAGGAAAAGAAGGAACUUUAAUGAUUGCAACUUUGGAAUACAACUGAAUAAAAA